CAAACGCGUCCGUGACAAGGAGGUCGCUGAUGGAUGCGAAGGCCUCCCUAGUGCCUGCCCUUACUGAAUCUUACUAUAAAAUAAACCAUGGAUCACUUCUGAUCGUUCACGUAAAGAAAGUGUCAGUCAGCCGGCACAUUGUAUAUGUAUAUGUAGGUGAUAUACACAGUCCCAAGACAUCGACACACAACUCCACGCAGAACUAACGUCAUGUUUUCUUAGUCUUCAUGAUCUUCCCUAGUGGCAAGGAUACAGCCAAUUCAUUGUCAUCCAAAGAUGGCGUAGGUUUCAUGCACGUACGGUUAUGACAGUAUACUCUAAUUAUUGUUUGCACUAAAAGUGACGUCAUGCCCCGCAGAAAGAAGGAAUUACAAUCAAGUGAUGAUGAUGAAACCAAACUACAAAAACCUCUUCAAAGGAACGCAGCAAAUGCGCGUGAACGAUCACGCAUGCGGAUUCUGAGUAAAGCGUUUGUGAAAUUGAAGACUACCCUACCCUGGGUACCAGCGGACACAAAACUCUCUAAGCUGGAUACUCUUCGUCUAGCGUCUAGUUAUAUUGCCCACCUACAACAGGUACUGGACACGGAUGAUGAGGAAGGGGCUGAAAUACCCUCAUUCCAUCCCCUCAAUUUGACCUGGCCAUUCAGUUUCACCGGAGGAAAAACGAGUCCAAGUUCAGAUGGGAAGUCUCCCGAUCACAUGAAAUCCCACCUGGACCAUGACGACAUGUCCAACUGCAGUGACAUGUUGAUAUGACGUCACAUCCGGCACAUUCAUGUAUAAAUAUUGGGAGACAAAUACUACUUAACCUGAAAUCCAUAUCGGCAAGCUAACGUUUACCAACAGGACAAUGUCAUGUUUCAUGUGAUUGACACUACUCUUAUUUAUUAUUAUUCAUUAAAUGAUCAUAGUCUAGACUGAUAACAUGGUGACA
Molecule: messenger RNA, 936 nt
Organism: Pecten maximus
Lineage: Eukaryota; Metazoa; Mollusca; Bivalvia; Pectinida; Pectinidae
Product: transcription factor 21-like
Exons: 2
Coding region: 348-758 (136 amino acids)
Biological process (GO): developmental process; regulation of transcription by RNA polymerase II
Molecular function (GO): RNA polymerase II transcription regulatory region sequence-specific DNA binding; DNA-binding transcription factor activity, RNA polymerase II-specific; protein dimerization activity
Source: RefSeq, a predicted model, not a curated record